Messenger RNA from Nerophis lumbriciformis (worm pipefish), 5277 nucleotides. Lineage: Eukaryota; Metazoa; Chordata; Actinopteri; Syngnathiformes; Syngnathidae. The record is from RefSeq and is a predicted model, not a curated record.
AUGGUUUGUGACAAGCCGUCGGUCAUCGGCCAUGUGGCCUUCUCUGUGGACAGGGAGGUUUCCUCGACAGAGUUGUCAAGUCUGAUCGAGAAGCUGCAAAAGAAUGCUGAUAAAGUGGAGAAGAACAUCUAUGAUGUCGAGCAGAACCUUAACAAGGAUGUAAGUAAAAUCAAUGAAGGUAAGCAGCCACUGUACCAGGAUGACACCCACAAGCGACUCCAAAAUUCUUUGGAACUACUCGUUGGCCUGGAUGAGGAUGCUGUCAACGCCAAGCGCCUUCAGCAUCCUCAGGCAGAGAUGAUUGGACAAGACAUGAGGCAGCUGCGCGAGAGAGUGAAUAAGCUAAGAGAGGACCAUGAUCGCAUCUACCAACUUAUCCGCACUGAGGGGGUGCCCACCAUCAACUGGGGCAACAUGAUGGAUGAGAAAUUGGAAAAUCUGAGCAACAAAGGUUUUGGCCAGGACCUACCAUCUGUGGAAAAUGAGGUGGAAGAACACAACAUCUUCCAUAGUGAGGUGGAGGCAUUGGCGCCUCACAUUUCUGCUGGUGGUGACAAGGAAUAUGUCAGUGGCCUCCAGAUGAAAUACAACAAACUGCUGGCACUUUCAAGCGAUCGCCAGCGCCACCUGCUGAGUCUGCGUGACUACAUGCAGCGCUGCACCAAUGAGCUUUACUGGAUGGACCAACAGGCUGACGAGCGAAUCAACUAUGACUGGAGUGACACCAAUCUAGACUACCCAGCCCGUCAGAGGCAGUAUGAGAAUUUCAUCGGCAAAUGUCUGGAGUCCAAGGAGGGAACAAUCACCAAGCUCAAUGAAGAUGGAGAAAAGCUGAUGGCAGCAAAACAUCCAGGGUCAAAUGUUGUUGAGGCCCAUAUGGAGGCUGUGCAUGCUGAUUGGAAGGAAUACCUAAAUCUGCUCAUCUGUGAGGAAAAUCACCUGAAACACAUGGAUGAGUACCACAAGUAUCACAAAGAGGCUCGUGACACCCAGGACCUGUUGAAGCGACUGGACGUAGAAGUUAAACAAAAAUACAACCCUGAAUUCAAGGACGUCUACCAGAUGGAGGGUCUGAUCAGAGAGCUGGAUGAUCAAUCCAAAGCCAUGGACCACUUUGAUGAGCGGGUCAAAGCUCUUCAGAAGCGUGGCCUACAAGUUUUACCUCUGAAGUUGAGACGAGAAACAAUUCAAAAGCCUCUGCCUGUUGAGUCUUUAUGCGAUUUCGACGCAGAUGAGGGGCAAAUUGUGCGCGGGAACAGAUACACUCUGCUUCGCAACAAUGGAACCAAGUGGGACGUGAAGGACGCAACUGGAAAAAUGUAUUCUGCUCCAGGCAUCUGUUUCAUUAUUCCCCCCACAGACCCUGAAGCAGUGGCAACUGCUGACAACCUGGCUGGACAACAAAAUUCUGUCAAGCAGAAAAUGGCAGACAGCAAAGCCGCACUGCUGAAGCGUUUUGAUGAUCUGAAAAAAUCCAGUGGUGGUGCAGACAAACAGGAACAACAGUGCCGCCAAAUGAUGGCUGGAUUAGAUAAAGUUGCUAGUGACCUGGACAAGCAAGAGAGGGCUAUUCAGGCGCGACUGCGCCCGCCACUGGAGCUGAAGAAGCCACUGCAGGAUAGCAGUGACCGCCUGCAGGAUUUGAGGGAUAUCGACAUUGCGGUCCAUAGAAUCGAACCAGAAAAGACCUCCAAAGUGCAAGAAGCAAAGAACUUUUUGGUCUCCAACUCAACAUGUGCCAGCGCACCUCACCUUAACAGUAAAGCGGAUGAAGUCAACAAGAAGUACGACAACUUGGAGCAGCUUCUUCAGAGCGCACAGGAAAAAAUGAAGAAUUCCAACCAACUGGAGGCUUCACUUCAAAAUGGGAAGGCUUUACUUUCCAACUAUGAGAACAGGCUGGCAAGAGAAGAUGUCGCUCCUUCUGACUUGUCCUCAUUGGAGAAAACUCAGCGCGAGCUUGCGGACAUUGCCUCAGACCUAAGAUCCAAGCGGGCAGUGGUCAAUGAGACUGAGCAGAACUUGCGUUUGGCCAAAAGCAGCGCCGACCAAAUGGCCAUCAAAUUCCAAGAGCAUUGUCCUGACAUUGAACGGCAGGAAGCUGAUGUCCAGAAGCUAAACAAGCGCUUUAACAUCCUGAACAAUCAGAUCGACACCAGAUCUCAGAGUUUGCAAAGGGCUAAGAUGGCGUACAAUAAUUAUCACAAUGAUUAUGACAACAUGAAUAACUGGCUUGCUCGCAUCCCAAACUACGAACCAUCUGAAACUGAUGACAUAAAGCAACUGGAGACCAAAUUGAAGAAUCAGAGGAACUUGCUUUCUGAUAUUGCAAGAAAGGAAUCGGACAUGAACAAUCUCUCCAAAAACGGUCGGCUUUACCAGCAAGCUAUCAAAGACUAUGAGACUGAAACUGAAAAGUUCAGAUCAAUACUAGACCUUGAUGACGGGCUUGUGCCCCAGACGUACAAGCGGAGCAGAUUGGAAUCACCUGCGCUGGCGGUUAAAGCAGAGGAAGGUGCCAUUGGAGCCAAAUAUACUGAGGUGAAUGCAGUGAACAAGCAAAGACUACAAAAUCUCGAGUUCACCCAUAGCCUUCUCAACCAGCAACCAGAUAUCACUUUGAUCCAGUCUACUAAUGUCCAGUCAGUCAAUUCUGCUGCCCCAGGAGGGGAGCUUUGGAGAAUUAAGAAGCAAUUGCAAGAUGAGAUUCAGAGGAGAGAGCAGCUAGAGAAAGAAAUUGAGAUCAUCCAAACUGAUAUUUAUGUCCUAGAAGGACAGAAGCCUCAAGAUACCAUUGUCAAAAAGGAGCUCAUCAAAAAAGUUCCUGAUCCUCAGCUAGAUGAGGAAUUGUACAAGGUUCAACAGAAGCUUUCAGAGGAACGUCGCACUACACAUGUUCUAGAAAAUGACCUAGAAGUGCUAAAACUGAAGCUGCGUGGUCUUGAGACCGAGGUCAAGGAAGGGGCUCAGCAAUACAUGGUAAAAGAGGUUCUCCGUAUUGAAAGAGAUCGCGGUCAGGAGGAGGAGAUGCGCAAACUUCGGGAGGAGCUGGACGAGCUGAGGAGGCAGAAGUUAAUUCGAGACAAUGAGCUUAUUCAGAUACAAAAGCAGGUGACAAUCCUGGCUGAAGAGAAGAAUAAAGAGCAGGAAGUUAUUAAAGAAGAGGAGGUCAUAAAAGUGCAAAACGACCCUCAACUUGAAACGGAAUACAGACUCCUUAUGAGCAGGAGACAAAAAGAAAGUGACGGAAGGAAGCAAUUAGAGGAUGAAUUGAAAUUUCUCCAGGAGAAGCUUCGUAGGUUGGAAAAGGAAAAAUCAAUGGCUGAGGAGAAGAUUUCCAUUAAGGAGGUACUUAAAGUCGAGAAAGAUGUCGCACUGGAAAGGGAGGUCGAAAACCUUAGGAGGCAAUACGAGGAUGAGAAGACCAAACGGAGAUCAUCCCAACGAGAAAAAACUGACCUCCAAAGGAAAAUAACUAGUCUAGAGGAAGAGAAGUCCAAAGUUGUGAUCCAAGAGAAGAUGCGGGAAAUUGUUCGCCCAGACCCCAAGGCCGAGAAUGAGGUGGCCAACCUCCGACUUGAACUUGUUGAGCAGCAGAGGCGUUAUAAGGAUGCGGAACUACAGCUUAGAUCUUUGCAAGAUGAGUUGACCAUGCUCAAGAACAGAGGACCGCUAGUGGAGGUCAAGGAGAUUAUUAAAGAGGUCAUCAAAUACAAGACGGACCCGCAGACUGAAAGAGAACUAGAGAGACUCCGCAACGAAAUAGUCGACAAAACUCACCAGACAGAGAAAUCCGAGAUGGAGAUACGCCAACUCAAUGACGAAAUCCAAAGAUGGAAAGACAUGAAACCUCAAGUGCAGACCAAAGAAGUUGUCAACGAAGUGCUUCAGUACAGAGAGGAUCCAAAAACUAAGGAGGAGGUGGAGAUCCUGAAAAGAAAACUGGCUGACGAACAGUCUAAACGUCUGGAACUCGAGAGAGAAAGGUCAUCCCAAGAGGAAAAGAUCAGACUGAGGAAGAUAGAUCUGUCUCAGGUCCGUGAGAAGUUUGUCCAGCAGGAAGUGGUCAAGAUGGAAGAGGACGCCAUGCUCCGAUCAGAGUGUGAAACCUUCUUACAGAACAUUAACAAUGAACAGAGACAGAAGGAUAGUCUGAAAGCAGAGCUCUAUCAACUGCAGAGACUGAAGGCCGACUUGGAAAUGCAGCUGGAAGAACUUGAGCGUGAACGCAGGGCAAGACGUGAAGCUGAAUUGGAGAUCCAAAGACUUCGGGUCAGACUUACUGAGCUGGAGAUGAGCGACAAAGAGAAUCGUGAGAAGGUGACCGUUAAGCAAAAGGUAGUCCUGCAGCAGGAUCCCCAACAAGAGAAGGAACACUCUAUUCUCAAACUGCAGUUGGACGAAGAGAGGCACAAACGCAUCCUUCUUGAGAAAGAAAUGAAUGCGCUGAUGCAACAGCAGGUUACCUUGGAGAAGAUGGACGUGAAAGAAAGAAUCGUUCGCACUGAGAAGGUCCAGGUUGAGAAGGAUCCGGAGGCUGAGCUAGAGAUUGAGAACUUGAAGAGGACCCUGGAAGAAGAAAAAAGACGAAAGAGAGACCUCGACCAAGAGUUGGUAACGGUCACUUCCAGGCUGUCUGAGAUGGAGUUUUCCAACACCAAGUCAAGUAAAGAGCUGGACUACAUCCGAGACGAAAGUAGUCGCUUGCAGCACGAAAACCAGAGGCUGCAAAAUGAAAUUCGGAAGCUUCGUUCGGAGAUUGAGAUCACCAGCAAAGAAACUCAGCUUAUCACCGAGUCUUCGCCAAGAGAGGACGGAAGGAACCUGGAGUUGAGGCUUGAAUCUCUACAGAGAGAACUCGCGGAGCUCAGGGGCAUCACCAUCAAAAAGGAUGAGGAGAUAGAGAAGCUGCAAAAGAAUCUUUCGGUUGUUAGAAUGAAGAGAGAACAAAGAGAGAGCCAUCUGCGAAGAUCUAUUGUUGUCAUCGACCCAGACACAGGGAAAGAAAUGCGGCCGGAGGAGGCCUUUAAGCUGGGGCUGAUCGACUGGAAUAUGUUUGUCAACCUGCAAAGCCAGGAAUGUGACUGGGAGGAAAUCACAGUCAAGGGCCCCAAGGGAGAAUCAUCUGUUCUACAUGAUAGGAAAUCAGGGAAAAAAUUCUCCAUUGAUGAUGCUUUAAGUCUCGGGCACAUCACAAAUCAUCAGCUUCAGCAAUACAUGAACAAACAGCUAACAAUCCAGGAGUUUGGCGCGUUGGUGUCGGGAAAGAAAAAGUAA